Molecule: messenger RNA, 2601 nt
Organism: Ruditapes philippinarum (Manila clam)
Lineage: Eukaryota; Metazoa; Mollusca; Bivalvia; Venerida; Veneridae
Exons: 9
Coding region: 252-2228 (658 amino acids)
Biological process (GO): telomere maintenance; DNA repair
Molecular function (GO): DNA helicase activity
Source: RefSeq, a predicted model, not a curated record
UUUCCCGACUAUCUAUUUAUAACAUUAUUUGCAAAAUAUUUACUUGACAAGUAAGGCUCUUGAUAGACUUUGAUUGUGUUCGUAGACAUUGGAUUGUCAAUAAAGCGAUGAUUAAUAAAGUGGUUAUAAAUGAAGUUACAAAUAUACUGUAAUGCAUAUCAGACUAAGUCAAGAGUUUUCCGGAGUCAAGUCUUGAGAUUUUAAAAUAAUGUAUUUAUUCUUUAGAUUUGUCAGACUCUGAAACAUUAGAAAUGGACGAGAUGUACACGCUAGAGGAAGAGCUACCACCAGAAAACCGGAGGUCAAGUUUAGAAGAACCUGCUGACAUGCAAGAACAUGAGAAAAAACGUAAACGACCACAACCAUACCGAAGGAGUCAUUCACUUGCAGAAAUUCGUCGGCCGACAGCUAUUUUCAUUCCUGAAAUAAAGCAACCACCAGUACCAGGUCGACCUCGACCAGAUGGAAGACGGGUUUUUCUGUCGUCACUUGUAGUCAGGCCAUUAAAUGUUUUGGAUCAUACUCGUAACGCGGUAGCACCGCCAUAUCAGAGAAAAAGGCCGAAAUUGAGACCACCAGGGAUAGGAUUACCCGACACAUCGGUAAUGAUGCACGAUUUGAACCCGGAAGAAAUGAUGGCUCCAAGGUAUGCCACACCUUACAACCCACAGGACGAUUCAACGCAGGUGAUCUCAAAAUUGCUGGUCUACUACAAUGUGAAGGCAUUUCUAGUACCCGGAUCGGCUGGGACGGGUAAAAGCCAUCCUAUUACUGAAAUUUGUAAGGAAUUGAAUGAAAAAGGUAAACAAGUGAAACUGACAUGCAGCACGGGCAUAGCAUGUGCAGUGUACCCCACCCAUUUAAAACCAAUGACAAUACACAAAUUCACUGGGAUAGAUGAUGGAAGGCAUGAUCCGAAUGAAAUUGUGUCAGUAUUGAAAAACAAUGCCAAGUGUGACAAGAUUAUUGAUGCAAUUAUGACAACAGAUGUAUUAAUAGUAGAUGAAUGUUCUAUGAUAAGUAAACGUACAUUCGAGUCCAUAAAAAAGGUCUGUCAAAUUAAAAAUCCAUGUAAAAUAUUUGGAGGAAUUCAAAUUAUAUUCAGUGGUGACUUUUUUCAGCUCCCACCUGUACCGAACAAAAGGUACAAUGACGAUGGCACAUAUUGUUUCUUAAGUGAGUUCUUUCAAACUUGUUUCUCUCAUACAGUAACAUUAACUCAAAAUGUGCGGCAGGAUGAGGAACUUUUUGUUAAAGUUAUAUCUGAUAUAUAUCAAGGCAAUUUAACUGAAUGUGUCAUAGAAUUUAUGAACAGUGUCAAUAAAUCUUUACCGGGUGGCAGCCUUAAAUUAUUUUCAACCAAUUUAUUAGUGGAUACGUACAAUCAUCAGUGUUUACUGAAUUCUCCUGGAGACUUGUUUGAAUUCAAAGCAACAUACAAUGGGAAUGCAGCAGAACUGAAAUCUUUGACAGUGCCUAAAACAUUAUGGUUGAAGCUUGAAUGUCCAGUGAUUUUGCUGCGAAAUUUAAGUGACACACUUGUGAAUGGGUUGAGAGGAAUAUUGAAGUAUGCUACUGAGACAAAACUGGCAGUGUACUUUCCCAGUUUACAAAAGACACAAACAUUGCAUAAAGAGUCAUUUACAGUGUUUGAUCCAAGGACAAAUUCAGAUAUUGCAAGCAGAAUGCAGUUUCCUGUAAAACCAGCAUUUGCAUUAACAAUUCAUAAAGCACAGGGGAUGACAUUGCCUUGGCUUGAAGCGGACUGCAAUGAUAUAUUUAAGACAGGUCAGCUAGGGGUUGCGAUUUCUAGGGUUAAGUCUUCAAAGGGGUUGCGUGUAAUCAAUUUUCACCCGAGGUACAUAUUUAGCCCACCUGCUGCUAUCAAACAGAUUUCGGAUAUGAAAAGCAAUGGAAUGAUUGAAGACUUUAGCUGUUGUAGAAUGAUAAGUAAUGAAACAGAGCAACUGCUAAUACCAACACCAGUGAAAGCAACAAGCACAAGUAUUCUCUUAGACACUACUAGCGAAGAAAUGGAACUUGAGGAUGACUUCAAUGAUAUACUUGCUUCAAUUGAUAGUGAUGAACAAGAGGUAUUACAGUUUGAAAUUCACAAUAGAUUCAUCAUGAAGAAUAUGCUUGCAGAAAUUGCUUUCAAAAAACCAUUUGGAACUUCUCAGCCAAAAUGUAAUCUUAUAUAUUAUCACAACUUCAUCCUGAAAACCUAAAACUAGUGACUUUUGUAAAAAGAUUAUUCUUAACAUGUUCAAAUAUUUUCAAAGAAUUAAAUAUGGACAGUUUUCAACCUGGUACUUCUAUACCAGAGAGUGUAUUGGCAAUUUUUUUUAAAAAAAUGUAUGAAUAUACACUUGAUGUCCAAUAUACAAUGGAUUGUCUCAGCUUAUUUAAUAUGGGAACAGAUAAUUUGUUUGAAGAAGAACACAAAAUGGUUUGUUACAUGAUUGUGGAAUAUAUUAGAGACUUUAUACUAACACAAAGACUUGAAUUACUACAAACACAAGGAAUGAAUGUUAAUAGAAGGUUUGUUACAGAUGCUUCCCGGUCAAGAAUUCGCUAUGUUGCAGGUUACUGUGUAGCAAA